Molecule: messenger RNA, 3351 nt
Organism: Pseudophryne corroboree (corroboree frog)
Lineage: Eukaryota; Metazoa; Chordata; Amphibia; Anura; Myobatrachidae
Gene: ZFAND4
Product: zinc finger AN1-type containing 4
Exons: 10
Coding region: 648-2723 (691 amino acids)
Molecular function (GO): protein binding; zinc ion binding
Source: RefSeq, a predicted model, not a curated record
UAGCCGUGGUAAUGUAGUGUACAGUGUGAUCUGUGAGUGUGACCCUGUUAUGGCUGUGGCAGCGCUAAGCUGUGUGAUUAGUGAUGCAUGGCGACGCUACUCCCAUUGUUUCCUGGCUUGUGGGCUCCCGGUGUAGCCAGUAAGCAGGCGCAGUAGUGAGGUCAGACCCUUAUAGUGCCCGUCUGACCCUACUGCCUAGCCAGGGAGCAGCGGGGCCCCCAGGCGUAUUGGUGGCCAUAUAUGUAGUGCCAUGUAAGUCUAUAGUUGUCUCAUAUGAUUAUAUGACGCUGGUGUCUCUUUAGUGCCAAAUACAGCUAGAUAAAAGCGACUUGCUGAGCAGUGAAUGGGAAGCAGUGUUCCCUGGCCACAGCGAUGCUGGCAGCGGUGAUACAGGAAUAUUGGUAAUAUAGGAAUGGUUUACCACUGUUGUGUCCCAGCAUAUUACCACUUACAAUGAAUGCCCUGACCUAUUGUGCUGUGCAUUCAGCGGAUGAUGACGCCAAUGUUACAUACAGUGACAUGCAGGUAAAGGUCGCCCAUCCCAGGUUUCCACAUUUAAAGAUGGAGCGCAACAAUAUGCAAUUUUUCUGCAGUUCUGAUGUCUCCUAAUUUUAAUUCUACUCAUUCCAAAUUUUAUACCCCGUGCAAUGGCAAACAAAAAGGAACCUCCUUUUUUUAAUGAAGAUAAAGUCGGAUCGCUCCAUUACAAGCUACCUUUUUAUGAGACAAUGGAACUGUUAAUUGAAACCCUUACAGGGACAUGCUUUGAGCUGCGGGUGUCCCCCUUUGAAACGGUGGUCUGUGUAAAAGCUAGAAUUCAGAGGCUGGAAGGUAUUCCCAUUAGUCAACAACACUUAAUUUGGAACAACGUGGAACUAGAGGAUGAAUUUUGCUUGAAUGACUAUAACAUCUCUGAAGGAUGCACCUUGAAGUUGGUGUUGGCUAUGAGAGGUGGUCCAAUUAACACACGGAGAGUGCCUCUGGAGGAUCCAAUCAGGGAGAUAGCAGAGUACAUGGAUCCUGUGCAAGAUGAGUUGUGGGAAAAGACCUCCUCGAAUAAGCAGGUUACCUUUUUGGUAUACCGUGAAGGAGAUCAACUGAAUUUCUUCCGUGUGGUGGACAGAGGGGAUGGUACACUAACUCCGCUAUCAGAAUCUCUCAGUGGAGGUUCGGUCUAUAACUUGUACACUGAAGAUGAGGAUGAAAUUGAGGCUUCUCCAUCUGGCCAACAGAUAAUAGAAAAUUCAAUCACUAUGAACAAAAUGAAGAUUUUGAAAUCAAAUAUGGAGAGCAUGAACCUAAAUAAAAAGCCGAAGAAAACGUCAAAAUUGAAACCUCGACCUCCUGUAGCUCCACGUCCUAUGACCACUGUUGGGCACAGACGUUUAAGAGUUCUUCCCCACAUUGAACAGACUUGUCUAUACCCAGGGAAUCCACACACCAUGGAGUCUUCCUACAAUGCACUUUCUACCCUAACUGCUGCUACUAGGACAAUACCUUCUAUUACUGGUGACUAUCUGAAUGAAGAUCAGACUUGGGAAGCCUCUGCACUGAUUCCAUCACUCACUAGUAUUAACAUACCUCCCAAAUUAUCCCGCGUAGAACUUGAAAAUGAAAGUCAUUUAACAAAUACAGUACUCCCCCCUAUUCCCAUUGCAAAUUUGCCUCUGAAAGAUGUUUUACCAAAAGAGAGUGAUUCCAUAUUGAGUCAAAAUCUAAAUCUGUUCUCAUCUGAAGAAGCUUCUAGGUCAAUUGCAGAGUCCUUUGCUUUAUUAACUGAUGUAGGAUUGUCCGAGCAGUACGGAGAGAUAUGCCAUUUGGGGAAGGUCAAGUCAGAAUUUGAGUUGUCUGAAGGAAGCAACGAACCACCCACUAUUGAGACCCAUCAAGUGACUGUCUCAAAAUCUUUCAACUCUGAUUUGAUGGAGACCUCUAUUAAUACCACAGAGAUGAGUCCUCCAAGAAGCAAAUUUUUGUCACCCAUCCAUUUCUCCACACACAUCAAUGACCACUCCUUUCCGAAGACACAACGACAACCUAAAUGUUUUGACCUGGGAAGCUUGAGGCCACCUACUCCACACUCUCCUUUCCAUUCUCUGCAUGUUCGCAACAUGGCUGAGCCCACAUUUUCCAGGACUACUAGAUUUAGAGGAGUCAAAGUUGAAUCUCCGGGAAAUCAGUCUGAUGUCAUUUCCAAAAUGGAGGCUAGGGACAUGACUGAAGUGGCUAAUAAGGCUUCUAAAGAACACAUGGGCUCACUGAAUAAUUUUGGAUUCUUUGCUUCGCUGGCUCGAAGCACAAGUAGGGACAACGCCAGCAGCAGUAUCUCUGGGACACUCAGGAAUCUUGCUCCACCUGGCAGUCUUCUGGAGAAGAGAAUCUCCCCUCCAAAUGACAAUUUAAACAUCUUCAUUACACCUCAUGGGCUUGGAGAGAGUGUGAGCAGUAAACGUUGUGGAAACAGCACAGUUGAAGCAACACCUUUAUUCCCUCCCGUUAAGUCUGCUCUUCGGAAUAAGAAGAAAACCGCAAAGCAUUGUCUUCAGUGUGGGAAGAAAACCGGUUUGGCGAGUAGCUUUGAUUGCAGGUGUGGAAACAAUUUUUGUGCCAUCCAUCGCUAUGCGGAAACUCACAACUGUACGUAUGACUACAAAACAACUGGAAGGAGAUAUUUGCAGGAAGUGAAUCCUCUGAUCUCUGCACCAAAACUCCCUAAAAUCUAAGUGUCCACUGUGCAUGGCUACACAUCCGCCUACACAGACAUCGAUAUUUUGCUAAUCAUGCAAUUUAUUUUUUGCCACUUCAAAAACUAAAACUUUGCCAAGUUGAAACAAUUUGUUUUAUUAAAAUAUGUGGAUACCAUUUUACUGGGAUACAUUCGGAGACUGGGGACAGUCGAUGUAUCAAAAAAGUUAUAAAAAAAAAAAAAAGUCUCACUUUGAUAUCUUUCCUUGAAUCACGUUGUGUGUUGUGUUUUAGAUUGGCAAGAAAAAUGCUAUUUCACUAGACAAGUCUUUCAAAAGAUGCACUUUACUGAGAAAUUAUUUACUGUAUAAUCUAAGGAUAUGGUAAGAGGGAGUCUUAUAUUUGUUUGUCUGUUUAAAUUAUUUCUAAAAUAUUUCAAGCUCCACAGUACAAAAAUAAUUGGUUUGAUCCAUCCAAAUUAAGAUACACAUUGAACAUACAGUAUAUUCAUUUCAGCCAUGCUCUUGGGUUUGCAAUGCAGUGUUUCCGGUUAUGCCAUUAAAUCAUGCAUUUUUAUUCUUUUGUAAUCUUAACUUUUUAAAUGUCAGGGUUUGUUCCUCCUAAAAUUACGGUUAUGAAAAUUCAAAUAAAUAUUGUCUUUUAAAA